GUGUGUCCUCAGUUUUCCGUGUGGAGAGAGUUCAGCCCGAGCCUCAGAGAGCGGAUCCAGGCCGGGUCAGAACUGGGGAGCCGGUAUCAGAGAGAGCGGUAAUGCUAUAACCGGGUUCCGCGCUCUGCUGUGUGUGAGUGGGUUUACCGGGGGAUGAGGAGCCUGAGCCGCCGCUCCGUUAUACCGGGGGGAGCGCGCCUCGCCCGGGGCCGGGCUGUGAUGUGAGGACCCUGUGAAUGAGCCGCCCGGAGCGCAGGGAUGGAUCUACCUCGCCGAUUCCCAGACCAAACCCCGCCGCCGCUGUUCACGGAGGGCCCGCUGCCCUCAGCCUUAUCCCACAUGGCGGUUCCGCCCGUCGGUGCUGCCCCGGGGAGCGGCGCCGGCGCGGGGGUCAGCAGCGCCCUCAGGAACGACCUGGGCUCCAACAUCCACGUCCUGAAGACCCUCAACCUGCGGUUCCGCUGCUUCCUCGCCAAAGUGCACGAGCUGGAGCGCAGGAACCGGCUGCUCGAGGCGCAGCUGCACCACGCGCAGGAGCUGUCCCGGUACCGGGCCCGCUUCCCCCGCGACCAGGCGGUGCAGACGGACCAUGAGCUGCCGGUGAGAGAGGCGCGGAUCCCGGGGAAGAUCUGGAGCUUCUCCCACGCCACAACCCACGCAGGCCGCGUGGAGAUCCACCACGGGCCCGGGGUCUCGUGGACGCACCCGGACGGUGUCGGGGUUCAGAUUGACACCAUCACCCCCGAGCUCAGGGCCCUUUACAACGUGCUGGCCAAAAUAAAGCGCGAGAGAGAUGAAUACAGGAAGAGAUGGGAGGAGGAGUUGUCCAAGCGCCAACAGAUGGAGUCCAUGGUGGAGACUUUACAGGAGAGCGCCCAGGAGUCUGAAGCCAUACAAGGAGAGCUAAGUGAGAAAGUAGAACGCCUUAAAACAGAGCUGGUCGUCUUUAAGAGUCUCAUGACUGAUCAAAUGUCAGAACUGGACUCCAAAAUCCAAGAAAAAGCCAUGAAGGUGGAUAUGGACAUCUGUAGACGCAUCGACAUCACAGCCAAGUUGUGUGAUGUGGCCCAGCAGAGGAAUUCUGAAGACAUGAGCAAAAUGUUUCACGUCAGUCCCUCCAGAGCACCUCCAGACCAGAAAGCGGUGUCUGCGGCGUGUAAGAUGAGGGAGCGUAAGAGUGUGUGUGAGGAGGACGGUGUGCAGGCAGAGGCGGAUGGUGGUGAUCGUGAGGAGGAGGUGGCGGGAUCUCUGAACAUCACUGACGAGAUGAAGCGCAUGCUCAACCAGCUGAGAGAGACGUUUGACUUUGACGAUGACUGUGACAGUCUGGCCUGGGAGGAGACGGAGGAAACGCUGCUGCUGUGGGAGGAUUUUGCUAACAGCCCUGUGAUUAAUACCAGUGCUGCUGGAGCUUCUGCUGGUGCUGUGUCUAAUGCAGCCUGUGCUGCUGACUGCCAGGGAGAGACACAGGAGCAGGAUGGGAGUCUGCGCAGUCUGAUAAAUGAGACUGAGUCCAUCUUUAAAACCAGAGAGCAGGAGUACCAGGCCACUAUCGGACAGAUCGAGCUGGAGCUGGCCACAGCCAAGAACGACAUGACCAGACACCUGCAUGAGUACAUGGAGAUGUGCAGUAUGAAGAGAGGACUGGACGUACAGAUGGAGACGUGCCGCAGGCUCAUCAGGGGCUCCGAGGCCACUGGCAGACACUCGCCCUCCUUCAGCUCCGUGGCCAGCAGUGACUCAGGAAACACAGACGACAUGCAGGACGAACUGGAGAGAGACAGUGAGAGGGAUGGAGACAGAGACGGAGAGAGGGAUGGAGACAGAGGCGGAAAGAGGGUUGAGGACAAAAACGAAGAGAGGAAUGAAGACAGAAACAAAGAGAGAAAUGAAGAUAGAGAUGAUGAGGUGGUACAGGAAACGGAUGGAGAAAGGGAGGGAGAAAGAGAUGGAAAGGAGAGCCCAGAAAUGGACGGAGACAUAGAAGGAGAAAGUGACAGAGAGAGAGAAGGAGAGGUCAGUUGACGAUCAGCCCGGUCACUGUCCUCUUCUUUUAAGUAAUGGUGAAUCUCUGGCCCUCUCUUCUUCCUCUUCCUUGUUACAUUAUGACUUGGCAUCUCUGAGACUGUCAGACCUGAAACUGUAUUGGUGCUGUAUUUGCUGUCCCUGCGUCAGGGGGAUCAACUCUACCAGCUUAAAGCAGUUAUAAGGCCUUACGACACCCACCCAACAAACACCGACAGGCACCAGCCUCCCACACUGGUAGAAGAAUUUUGGCACUCAGCUUUACUCUGUUCUACAAUACAAAUGGCCAAAGCAAAUGAAGCAGUUUGAGGGGCGACAGUAGAAGAGUAUGGGUGGAGGAGAAACGUCUGGAAGAGUGUCUGUAUUUAGCUGGUGUUUGUUGGAGAACUCUGGGUCAGGGUGCUCUGGAACUCUGGCCUAUACAGGAAGAUUCUACUGAAGCUGCGUCAAAGUCCUCCUCCUCAUCAGCACUGCCACAGCAUGGCUCCUUCACUGGCUUGCACACAGCUCACUCAUUAAACCUACAGUGUACACCACUACAACACACCACAUCCUCAGAACUCUCAACACCAACUCGGCUUUAUAGUGGGCUACAGUUACAGUUAAGGUGGUCAUUUGGAAGGUGCAGUACCUGUCAAAGGUUUGGACACACAUUAGGGCUGCAUGAUAUAUAUUGUUUAAGCAUCGCCAUUGCGAUGGACGUGCGAUGUCACUUAAAGCAAUUAUAUCAAACACGUCAUGUUGCAAUGUUUUGAUUCUUGCCACAAGAAGUAGAUACACAGCGCUGUCUCUGUGUCUGUGUGAGUGACAGGCUGCUGCUGCCUGAGACGCGUGAAAGGGAGGGGGAGCCUAAGUGAUGGGGUGGGGGGCAGGAGUAAACACGAAGUAACCGCAUGGCCUUAAUCAUCCACAUGGUUAAGCACAUGCUUGUAAACGCAUGUGUUGAAAGUUGUGAACCUCAGUCCAGCACAGUUUUGCGAAGAUAUUUCCAGUUACAGCUGAAUUUAGGCUUUUAUUCCCAGAAAUCCUAGAAAAAACACUCUUAUUUAUCUUUUAAAAAGCCAUCUUAAUGCCUGAUUAAAGAGCCGAUUACUGUUGUUUUGCUGUUUUCCUUCCUAGAGCUUGGCGGUGACUCAGCUCUUAAUCAGGUGCGGGUGUGGGCGGGGCUGGUGACGUCAUGGGCCCUGCAUUGUUUAAUAUUGCAAUAAAUAUCAUGGAAAAAAAAAGAACAUUGCAUUGUAAAAAAAAUGUAAAUAUCGUGCAGCCCUAACAUAUGUUGUUUAUUAUUAUUAUUUACUGCAAUGUAGAUUAAUAUUAAAAACUUAAAAUCAAGAGCUUAGCACCUCUAGAAACUCCUUUAAGACGGUUGGACAAAUAAUGAAGCCGACUUGACUUUUUUUCUUUAUUUCAUAUCAUUUUUUUUAUAUGCAUUUUUUUAUAGUGUCGAUGUCUUCAGUAUUAAUCUACAAUUAAUUAAAUAAUAAAAAUAAAGAAAAAAACAUUAAGUCAGGAGGGAUGUGUCCAAACGUUUGACUGGUGCUGUAUUUGAUGGUCAGUUAAUGACAGUUUUAAAACUUUUGUAUUACUAGCUUUAUAAAGGAUUGAUUUUAUUGGUCAUGUUUUAUAUCAAUAAUGGUUUCAGUGGCAGUGGGCCAGAUUCAUAACACUCAGUACAAAUAUAUAAUCUAAAUUACAGUUUUUACUAAGGAUACAAACAUUGUAUUAAAUGUUACAACAAAUGCAGCAAUGUAGAACGAUGAAGAAAAAAAGGGAGAUAAAAGCAUUCAGAUCCAUCCAUAUAAACGCCAUUGUUUCUAUAUCUGAUCUGUGUUUUUAUUUGACUGGCUGAGCCAUAUUGUAAAAUAUACAUGUUACCUUCUGAAAUCCGUCUUAAGAAAGUUUAGUUUAUUUCAACUGCAGUCGUUGCAGUUUGCCAUGAUUCCCAAUCUUAUUACAUCAAAAAUGUGCCUUUUAAAUAAUAAUAAAUGCUAUUCAGGCUUAUGUGACCAAACAUAACUGGAAAAAUUACCAUAAUCAUCAUGAAUUUUUAUAGUUAUGGACAGUGAGCGUUGAUAUUCAAACUCAAGAGCAAAACAAACACACCACUUUUUUUCAGUGCUGCUUCAGAAGCGCCGCCCCAAAUUCACACAGAAGCACUGCGAGGAAAAUAACACUGGGCUUGCAGACCAGAAGACAGCAAAGCAUCCAAAACACAACAUCCAAAUCUCAUUUCUGCUGGUUGGUAGCUGGUUGCAGAUAGCCUAAGAUGGUGUUUGAUGGUCAAGGUGAUUGAAAACACACUGUACCAGUGAGCUCACUGGUUAACCAGCCUUUUACCAGCGUGGCUGUACUGAUCAUGCUGUGGUCCUGCUGGUCAUGAAGGUUGUUGACCAGCCCUCUCAAGCUUGGUCAUAUUGAUUGUUUAGCUUGGUCGGUUUGAUGAUGCUUAUAGAGCACCUAAACCAUCAAACUCAAUGCUCAAAACAUACUCUAUGCUGGUGAACCAGCUUAACCAGCUUGAGCGAUUUCAUCAAUAAGCAUUGGAGGAAAACAACAUAGUUGUGUUAUCAUUAAUUAUUUUCACCCAAUGAAAUUAAAGACUUAAUAUAUACAUUUUGAUUUAGUCUUACUGUGUGCCUUCCUGUCUCAGAAUCCUGUCUGAAUAGGCAGCAUUUCUAACAUUUCAGACACAUCCACUCUAUCUACAGAAUUCCAGAGAGUAAACUAAAGGUCAUUUGUGAGAUUUAAAGGCUGGUGAGAUUUAUGAAUCUGGUCCAAUGCCCUGUAUUGUUGCAAUGUUUUUCAACAACAAUGACAAUAUAUUUUUUGUCUCUUAGUCAAUCGGUCAGCAGUAGUAUUGCAUUGAUUAUGUCAGUAUCUGUUAUCCGGUGAAGAGUAACAGGAACAGGAAAAGAUAGAAAUCUAAAAUAUCUUCAGGAAAUGAUCACUGAUACAACAACAGAUCAGCCAUGCAGUGUGCUUCCCAAAAAUAUCUGCACUCAGGAAUUGGGUGACUGCACAACAAAACCAGUGGUGAAACUGUGCAUUGAGUACUAUGCAAUAAGCUGUCUUGGACUAACUUUAAAUGUGGUCAUACCUUCUUUUUCUAGCCUUUUUUUCCUCUAAAUACUGAAUAUAAGGUUCAGUAUGUGUGUACUGACGUCCCUGAUUAAAACCUUGUUGUUUUAUUUGGCCUGUAAUUCACUGAGCGUUCUGAUCUUCCAGUGUCCAGAGAGGUGAUGUCAAAUCAGUAGUAAACCCAAACCCCAUGUGCCUACAACUCUUCUUUAUACAGUGUCUCUGUUGCCUUAUAAGAUCUGUUCCUUUAUACAUGCUUUUUAAAAUAAAACAUAAUUAGAGACCUUAGACUGUAAUUAUUAAUGUUCGAAUCUGAUCCUAGUUUAAGUCAAAUUGUGAAAUGUACAUAUUUGUAAUAUGUGCUGUAAUUUAGUAAAAUUGAGAGUCCUUUUUAAUUAAAAAGCCAUACUUGGUCCUCAGGUUUUUGUUAGUUUGUUUGUCAAUUUGCUAUUUGGAAAAAUGCUUGUCAAUUCCUUUUAAAACCUUCAUCCUGCUCUUUAUUUUGACAUUAAAUAUCUGAUCCAAGAACCUAAAGAUAUGAAUACAAAUUUGUGUUAUUAUUUUGAUUGAUUUCUUCUUGUUUGUAUUAUUUUACAUGUUAAAAAGGGCUUGUUUUAGUGUGUGCUAUUACGACUGUAUUCUGAGUAAUAUGGAGAUUUUAAUCAUUGUUGUCUUUUUUUAAUUUAUGGAAAUUAAUCAUUCCAUAUUUUCUAUCUUCUGUUUAAUGGUCACUGAAUAAAUCAACAUUGAUAUUGUA
Molecule: messenger RNA, 5860 nt
Organism: Astyanax mexicanus (Mexican tetra)
Lineage: Eukaryota; Metazoa; Chordata; Actinopteri; Characiformes; Acestrorhamphidae
Gene: iffo2a
Product: intermediate filament family orphan 2a
Exons: 9
Coding region: 259-2025 (588 amino acids)
Source: RefSeq, a predicted model, not a curated record